CGACUUUUGCUCAAGCUUGUGCCGUCUAAGACCUGAGUUGCAUGCACUUUCAGCGGGACAGGGGCGUUUAUUGAAGUGCGCUGAAAACUUUGGGAGGCUUUUCUUGGGAACAUGUCUUCCCCGCGUAGUCUGAAGGACAGCUGUUCCUAUGAGGACGAAAGUCGACCAGAAUUUACUGAAAAAGAUGGCAAAGUUCAGGUAUCUUGUCUACCUUUCAGUGUUGAAGCUUUGAUGGCUGACAGGAAGACCCGCACUGAUAUAGUGUCUAAAUCUGAAGGGAAUGUUAUGAGCACUUCUAGGACUCGCCAUUCAAGUUCAAUUUCUAGAGAGUCUUAUAGUCCAGAUGGAUUUCCAAAAGCUUUUGUACCGACGUCUCCCUUUAAAUCAGAAACAUCAGAAGACUGUGCCACCUGGGUUACAAAGUCAAGAUUCACCCCGCCACCAAGACAAUUAAGCCCUAAACCUUGCCCUUUAAGGAAACACAAAACCAACAGAAAACCAAGAACUCCUUUUACCACAUCACAACUGCUGGCUUUGGAGAGGAAGUUCCGUCAGAAACAGUACCUGUCUAUUGCGGAACGGGCCGAAUUCUCCAGCUCUCUAAAUCUAACAGAGACCCAGGUUAAAAUCUGGUUCCAAAACAGGAGGGCGAAGGCGAAGAGACUUCAAGAAGCCGAACUGGAAAAACUCAAAAUGGCAACCAAGCCAAUGCUCCAUCCUGGCUUUACAUUCCCUUUCCACAUCAACUCUCAUCUUCAAGCAGCUUCUUUGUACGGACAGUCCUACCCUUUUCAUAGGCCUGUUCUCCCUGUAUCCUCAGUUGGACUGUACACAUCUCCGGCUGGAUAUAGCAUGUAUCAUUUAUCAUAAACAGACAAGGACUUGAACAUUCUUCAUUUGUAUGUGUUUUGUCUUUUCUCCUAAAGGUACUUUCAUUUUUUAAAUAACGGUGUUCUCAGCAUGCUAUAAACGUGUAAAUCAUAUAUGUAACCUGUCAUAGAACACACAUAAAAUGCAGAACAUUGUAACACAGUACUGUAUAUGGAAAACGUGGUAGUUGCCAGUAAGGAAUUGGGGGAGAGUAAAAGACAAGAAUUUACAGCAGAUCCCCUUUGUCAUAAACUAGACUCAUAAAGGCCGGUGUUCAUAUGAAACAAAAUCAAUCACAUUUUAAAACAUCUUUUUUUGCCAUGCAUUCUUGUUAUUAACGGUUUCAAAUAUUAGCCCAGCAACAAUAAUACUUUUCAUUUCAUCACUGAUCUGUUGUUGAAUAAACAGGUUUGUUUUAUAUAGCACUUGAUAGAUUUUGCACAUUAAUACAGGUCUCUUGUUGAUGCAAGCUGGCUAAAUAAAUCUUUUCUAGUAUGUACAGUAGCUUAUGACUAAAUAAUCUAAAAGUGUACACAUAGUGUGUGUGUGUAUAUAUAUAUAUAUAUAUAUAUAUAUAUAUAUAUAAUAUAUAUACAUACACAGACACACUGAACUGCAAUACUAAUUUAGUAUCAACUGUCUGCAACCCUUAGGAUUUUAUAUCAUACCUGUAUACGGUAAUAUUGUUUUAGUAAUAUGAAUGGACCUUUUAUGUUCGGUAAACCCAAAGAAUUAUAUAUUUCCAAGUGUCAAUGAAAUCAUUUGGUUAUUUUGUUAAAUUAACAGCACAAAAUCUAAGGAAUUACGACAUCUGAUAUUCUGAAGCAUUUAGUCAUUUAGAUUACCUGAAGUUUUUAUGCCCAAAAUUAUGUCUUUUAUACUUUUUUUUUUCAAACUACUGGUGAGAAAAAUCUUUAAAUAUGCCAAACAUGUUCUUGAUUGUAUUCCUGUGAUGAGUCUUAUAAAUGCCAAGAAGUCGUAAAAUGCCAGAUUUGUUUUUAUUAGUGGUAACAUUUAUAGUAUGUAGUUUAUACCAUACUAUUUAGCAAAAUGACAGAUAGUUUGGAGCAAAGUGUUUUGUUGUGUAUGCCGUUUGCUCUUUUGAAAGGGGCAUCAUUGUACAGUUUUAUAAAUAAUAUUGCAGAUUUUUUUUCCCCUAUAUCUCUUAUUUGAUAUUAAAUUACUGUUUUAAACUAGAAUUUGAUGUGGUCAGACUUUAUUUGGAAAACCUUACAUUAAAACAAUGUGGCAAUGUUAAA
Molecule: messenger RNA, 2129 nt
Organism: Acipenser ruthenus (sterlet)
Lineage: Eukaryota; Metazoa; Chordata; Actinopteri; Acipenseriformes; Acipenseridae
Product: homeobox protein MSX-2-like
Exons: 2
Coding region: 112-870 (252 amino acids)
Biological process (GO): embryonic morphogenesis; regulation of transcription by RNA polymerase II
Cellular component (GO): nucleus
Molecular function (GO): RNA polymerase II transcription regulatory region sequence-specific DNA binding; DNA-binding transcription factor activity, RNA polymerase II-specific
Source: RefSeq, a predicted model, not a curated record